Messenger RNA from Lachancea dasiensis, 990 nucleotides. The record is from the annotation of a GenBank genome assembly. Lineage: Eukaryota; Fungi; Ascomycota; Saccharomycetes; Saccharomycetales; Saccharomycetaceae.
AUGACGCUUACAUGUUGUGCGUGCCAUAAACAGGCAAAAGUUUUCUAUUGUGGACACUGCCUCAACACAAGCCCUCAGCUUUUGCUGAAGCUCAAAUUGGAACUUUACCAUAUACGUGCUGCCAAUGAGCAAUUGCGCUCGCAAGUGGAUAGCAUUCUCGAGAAAGCCAUGGAUGAAGACUCGCGUAGCCAGGACGUUCUUGCGAGAAACCUCUCUGCUCUCAAAACAGCUCAUUUGAAGCGGAGGACUAACAAAUUCAGACACAAAACGGAACAGGCGCGUAUCCGGGUGAAAGAAAAGGCCAAGCAGGCGCAAGAACUACGAGAAGUUGUCGAGGAAACGGACUUUCAGCUGGAGACUCGCCCGGAGGUGCGAGAACUCUCGCUGAAAAAUAGAAAGGAUCGCUUCCAGACCUACCAGUUUAAAUUAGACCAGUUACAAAAAGUUUUGGCCAACGCCAAAGCUAUGAAGUUCCAAACUCUUGUGCACUUGUUUCUUAUUCGGGAGAGGGAGCAUCCGGAGUUUUCUUACACAAUCAGCUUCCAACCCAUCAUCAAUAUACAAAACCUUCAUCGCCUGCCCACCAACGUCGUAGAGUGCUCGCUUCGAAGUAUGUGGGAAUUCUUGAGGCUAGCGGCGAAAGUGCUGCUGGUAGAGCUUCCGUCCACGACGCCUGCAAAUGAAGUUUUGCAUAGCCUGACUGGCAUUGUGUUAAACAUGCUGGUGUUUUUACGCACCCUAGGGCUUAUUCCACAAAAUUGCGCUGACAAGAGGGCCCAUUUAAGAGCCCUCCUGCGAGACUACGACGUAGACAAGCUUUUCUACUACAUGGUAAUGAACCGGAAGAUCCCACAGGAGUGCCAGAGCAAAAAUGAGACCUUCGUCAACUACGAAGUUUGUCACCAUGAAUUACAGAACUUGUUGCAAGGUUCAAAAAACCUGGGCGGCGUGAAUAAUACUAUGGAUGACAAGUGGUUCCUCGUCGAGUAG